UACCGUGUUGAACUCAGUGCGCGUCUGAUUUCUUAGCAUUCGGGGCAUCCGCUUUUGUGACAUAAAGUUAUUCAUUGUGUCGGGUUCGGAAGGUUUGCUAGUGACUGACAUGUGACUGAUAAUCAACAGGUAGGACCUUGGCCACAGUGCAAUCUAAAUCUAUCGAUCACGCGUGUUUUUAUUGGUUGGAUAAAAACAAUCUUCGGUCAUGCCUUACUAUUCCGAUUUCUCAUACAGUACUCCUAGUAGUUCGUAUUCCUUGGCUGGCCCUUAUUCCACCCAUUCCUCCUUAUUGUCCUCGAAUUUCUCCCCGUCAUAUACCAAACCCCUUCCCAGGCAUCUCAGGGGAGGGUACAAACCACACCUCACCACGAUCAGCGAACUGAAUUCGCCUCUGAGGAGGGUCAACUCUCCAAAGUCAGUGUAUCACACGAAGCCUAGUUUCAGCAUCCGUCCCAUCAAGGUCAUAAAUACUGCUGAUAUUGAUGUGUCGAAGAACAGAUACAGAAAGUUCGAGAAGUAUGAUCGACCGAAAACUGAAGCAAAGGAAAUCAGCCUCGAGAAAGCUCCAAGCCCUAAGAGGGAGAGUCCACGAAAUUCAUUAGGAGAGAAAGAAGCCAAGCCCAACCUCACCAUACGAAGAGACCGACCCACAGUUAGACUACAAACAGUCCAUAAGGACACGUUGAAGAACGAGAUAGGAGCUAUCAAGAGCUGGAGGGAUAACUUUCAGCCUGAAGAGCUUGUGGUGGAAGCGAAAAGAAGAAAGAAAACUCCUGGAGAAAUACUCAAGGAGAAGUUCUUGAUACGUAGCAGGAGCAAGGAGAACAUUUUGAAUGAGCCACCGAAGGUGAGCAGUAGUAGGAAAUCAGUAAAGAAAUCUCCAAGUUUUCAUGACAUCUGUGAAGCUAUCACCUCUGAUAGAGUCGGUGACGACUUGAAUCCUGGACAACCUGUAGAUAUCCAGAGAAGGCAGAGUAGACGGCUCUCGAGUCGAAAUUUGAUUGAAGAGAUCCGAAGAUCUUCAACUGAGCUAUCGGAAGAGGAUUUGAACCUUUUGAAUGUGAUAUUGUCUCAACAGAACGUUAUUAGUCCAGUAGCUGAAGAUUCUAAUGCUUCUCGUGAUAAUGUACGUAAGAAAAAAAUUACAAAGAAAAAAUCUAGCAUGCUUCUGCUUCCUUCUUCAAAUGAUAAUCUAGAUGGAGAGCAAGCUGCACCGAAUAGUGAAGUGAAAUCACCAUCAACCCGAGAAGCGAGUAAAAUGAAGCGAACAAUAUCCAAUGGCAUGCCAUCAGGUGCAGUUGAUGAUGAACACACUGAUUCAUUGAAGAAUGCAAUUUAUGAAAACGCUAUCAGAGAUAUAUCACAGGUAGAAAUCCAGCAGACCAAGUUCAAACAGAAACCGGUCAUAACUGCAACUGUGGAAGAACUGGAAGAACCAACCACUACAUUGAAAGCUGUAGUCAAUGAUGUUGAGGUGGAGGAAUCUCCUAAAAUGAAGAAAGAAAAGAAAUUCAGAUUCAACGUUGUAGUGGAAGCUACCCCACAAAUAUCAUAUGAGAAGUUGCCACUAGUGGAAAUAAAAAAUAGUGUUCUUUUGCCAAAAGCUAAAGAGCCAGUGAUCACUAGUAUUCUCAAGAAGAAACCAAUUCAACAAAUGGGAGUAAUUUCAAAUGAAAGUAAGAAAGUAGUGAAGAUAGUUUCGUCCAAAAAGACUGAUGAUAUAGCGAUAGAACGUAACCAGAGAAUAGCCGAAAACGGGAUAAAAGAAAUUAAAUCACCAAAUAAUAUCGAGAUGAAAAGAGUUGGUGAGUUUGAGAUAAAUGGUCCAAUUGACAGAAAGUUUUCAUCUACUCCAAUUCCUAAAUUCACACCAUUGGUUAACAAAGUAUUGACAAAAAAAGAUAAUAAUUCUGCACCCAAUCUAUCGAAUGAGACAAUGGUACAAAAGGAAGAGACGAAUUCUGCCAAAAUCGAACCAUUAUUAGACAAGGAAAACCGUUCGGCUCCAACAUCUCUUCACAGGAGAUUGCAGAAAACCGUGUCAGAUGAUUCACCUUGUUCAAAAAUCGAACUCGUAGUAGGAUCCACAAAUCAUUCAGCAAGUUCUUCUCAAACAAGUGUUUCAGAGAAAGCAUCCAUUUCAAGUGACAUAAAGGAUGAUUUGACAAGUGACCUGUCAAGCAAGAACACAGAUUCAGGCACAAGCAAGGAAUCUUCACCUUCAUCUUCCUCAACCAGAAACGAUACUGUAUCUGACAAAACAAAUCAGUCGGAAGUGACUUCUUCAAUUGAGCUUUCAACCUCUGAAGAAAUAACAGAUAUCAAAACAGCUUUGACAGACGAAAAUGACAAUAUCUUAGAUGGCGUUGAUACGACUGACAAGAAAGCACCAUCAAAGAGGUCUCUGGUGCAGAAAGCCAACAAAGACGACCCAGACCUACAAGUUUUUGAACCACCAGAACCAGAGCCGGAACCAGAACCGGAACCAAAAGAUGAAAAAGAAGUGUUCGUCCCCCUCCAGUCCAACCGCUUGUCCCAAUGGAUGCACCCCUGGAAAAAACCCGAACAGUUCGAAGAGUGCCCUGUGGAAAUUUUCGCUCGGCCGAAAAUCAUACGCGGUAGACACUAUCCGAGACCACGUGGUCAUCCCGCGCCCCAACCGGAAAGCGCAGAAGAAGACGAAGAUAGCGAAGAAGAAGACAGCUCUAGCGAAGAAGAGAGUUCUACUUCUUCUUCCGAUUCUUCUUCUGGUGAAGAGGAGGAUGGUGGGGAUACAGUUAAUACGAAAAUCGGAGCAAGUACGUCCUCGAAUGACUCUGGCUUUGGUUCGGGAGCACCCGGCAACAACAAGGACUGCGACGUUAAUAUCCAUAAAAAAUGUGAAAAGUUGACAGCCAACCUGUGCGGCGUGAAUCAGAAGCUCGUGGUUGAAGCAAUCGAGUCCGUUAGAAAAGGAUCCCUGGAUAGCCGCGACUCACCGGACGUGAAACCCUCCAGCAAUCCUGCUUUUUCUCUGGACUUCGGCGACCUGCCGGAAGAGUGCUCCCAGUCGAGCACUUUCUCCGGAUUCCAGAAAAGCGGCAGGAUCACGCCGCCUGCUACGACCAUACCGCGGUUCAGAAAGUACUGCAUUGAUGACUUCAACUUCCUGAAGGUGCUCGGCAAAGGUAGCUUCGGCAAGGUUCUCUUGGCAGAAUUGAAGAGUACAGAAUAUUACUAUGCCGUCAAGUGUCUGAAGAAGGAUGUAGUCCUGGAAGAUGAUGACGUUGAAUGCACUCUAAUCGAAAGGAAAGUUUUAGCUCUAGGAACAAAACAUCCAUACCUUUGCCAUCUUCUAUGUACUUUCCAAACGGAGUCGCACCUUUUCUUCGUCAUGGAAUACCUGAACGGUGGCGACCUAAUGUUUCACAUCCAGACGUCCGGCCGCUUUCCGGAAAACCAGGCCAGGUUUUACGGCGCAGAAAUUGUUUCCGGUCUCAAAUUCCUUCACAACAAAGGCAUCGUCUAUAGAGACCUGAAACUGGACAAUAUUCUUCUGGAUUUUGACGGCCAUGUAAGGAUAGCGGACUUUGGAAUGUGCAAAUUGCAAAUAUUCCUUGACAGGAUGGCCGAAACUUUCUGCGGUACGCCGGAUUACAUGGCGCCCGAGAUCAUCAAGGGGCAGCACUAUAACCAGUGCGUGGAUUGGUGGUCGUUCGGAGUACUAUUGUACGAAAUGCUUUUAGGCCAAUCACCUUUCAGCGGCUGCGAUGAAGAUGAACUGUUCUGGUCCAUAUGCAACGAAAAGCCUGUUCUACCCAGAUAUCUAUCCACCGAAGCAACUAACAUCUUAACAUUGUUUUUGGAGAAAGAUGCUAGUAAACGAUUGGGGAACAGGUUUUCUCCUCAUGGGGAUAUUCAGGAUCAGCCGUUCUUCAGGAGCAUAGAUUGGUGUGCGCUAGAAGCCAGGAAGUUAGAGGCACCCUUCAAACCGAAUCUGCAACAUCCUUUGGACACUCAAUACUUCGACAAACACUUCACCGUGGAAAAAGCGAAGCUCACGCCCAUCGAAACCACGAUUUUGCAAUCCAUGGACCAAUCCCAGUUCCAGGGAUUCAGCUACACGAAUCCCAACGCGACCGAUAAGUGACAGGUUCGCGGCGGCGAAGCUCUCGGUUCAGUUGGUUCUGGUAGCUAGCGAUAGCUUCAGCUUCAAAAUGUGGUAUUUGGGAUCGGUAGCGGUUUUUACCGAUUCAAUGUUGUCCAAGAUUGUAUCUGUAGCUCGUGAGAUACGAUGGAUAUUUGGCGAUACUUGGUAUUGAGAUCAUUGGACAGAUAUAAAACAGGGAUUCAUCUUGUCCAUAAUAGCCCAUAUCCUUUCAAGGAAUGUUUAAAUGAUGAUAUGAAGGUACAGCUGGGUAUCAAUCGCCUGAAGCCUUCAUAUUCAAUACUCUUUUUAUCAGGAUUGAAGAUGAUUAUGAUUUGUUUGUUGAGUUAUACUACAUAUCUAACGGAUGAUAACAUAUCUAUUAGACAAGUCAUAACUCCAGACAUAUUUUUACUCUUCGAUAAUUUCCGGUUUCACUAGUCUAGCAAAUAAAGCUCAUAUAAACAUGUGUCCUAACUUGCUCGGUUUUUGAGAUACAGGAUUUUGAAGUUGGAAGUAUCAAUUGUUUUCAUUUAUAACCCCCUAUAUAUA
This is a messenger RNA of Phaedon cochleariae (mustard beetle), 4681 nucleotides long. The record is from the annotation of a GenBank genome assembly. NCBI's taxonomy places the organism in Eukaryota, Metazoa, Arthropoda, Insecta, Coleoptera, Chrysomelidae.